Pyricularia pennisetigena is the source of this 276-nucleotide messenger RNA. RefSeq lists its product as uncharacterized. Lineage: Eukaryota; Fungi; Ascomycota; Sordariomycetes; Magnaporthales; Pyriculariaceae. The transcript has a single exon. The coding region runs from base 1 to 276 and encodes 91 amino acids. The record is from RefSeq and is a predicted model, not a curated record.
AUGUACCAGGCCGGCGACAGAACAUAUGCUGUGGUGUACAACAUAGGCGACAGUAAAACAAACACAACCCUCCAGAGCCAGUUGACGGGUAUCAAAGAGAAGCGCAAAAGGGCCACGGUGGCGGCGGCCAUGGUCGAGACGAGCGACAGCAUUGUGGUGAUGGUGACCAUGACGACGCUGGACGCCGACCUCACCAGCGACGGCAUGUACCCCAAGGCCUCUAGCGUCCUGGGCGAGACCAAGUCCAUAACUGCUGUAAGGAGGAGUCUCAAUUGA